Molecule: messenger RNA, 3421 nt
Organism: Annulohypoxylon truncatum
Lineage: Eukaryota; Fungi; Ascomycota; Sordariomycetes; Xylariales; Hypoxylaceae
Product: putative mportin-alpha export receptor
Exons: 6
Biological process (GO): protein import into nucleus; protein export from nucleus
Cellular component (GO): nuclear envelope; cytosol
Molecular function (GO): nuclear export signal receptor activity; small GTPase binding
Source: RefSeq, a predicted model, not a curated record
GGGUAGCCUUAACGAGCCUUAACUGCCUUACUACGUAGAAGCUUCGAUGCACAGGCCACUACCCAGCUAGGGUAACUGGGAUUUCCUAGCAUUGUUCCACUGCCGUUGCCUCGUCGUCCAACGGGCUUGUCAAUAGGCAACAGCCCUGCAAUGUCAAUAAAAUAAUAAAAAAAUUGUACCAAACUAACUCUACCUGGGUACAUACACAAACUACGUCGGCGCAACCCAAACAACUUUCAAACCCUUUACCUACAACAUACUUCCCCAAACCACAAACGUCAAUUCUAGGGAUCUCCUUUUCUUACCACAACCAACAGCCAUCAUGGCUUCAGAUUUGAGCCAGAUCGCCCAGCUGUUGGAUGCGACUCUUGAUCCUAUCCACCACAAGAAAGCCGAGGGUAAACUCAAGGAGGAAGAAAAGAAGCCUCAGUUCUCGCUUCAGCUACUCAAGAUUGUUGCAACCGAGAGCCUUGAACCUAAGAUCCGUCUUUCAGGUGCACUCUGCUUCAAAAACUUCAUCCGACACAACUAUGUCGACGAGGAUCGAAACUACAAGCUUCCCCUCGACGAGGUUAACACGAUAAAGCAGGAGCUUAUUGGACUCAUGAUCGCCUGCCCCCCCACCAUUCAAACACAACUAGGAGAAGCCAUUAGCAUAAUUGCCGACUCCGACUUUUGGGAUCGAUGGGAUACGCUCGUUGCCGACCUGGUGUCACGAUUCUCGCCUGAUAACUACAAGGUCAACAACGGCGUGCUAGAAGUUGCACACUCCAUCUUCGCCAGAUGGCGACCCCUGUAUCGCUCUGAUGAGCUUUACACCGAGAUCAACCACGUACUCAACACCUUUGCCGGACCAUACCUAAAUCUUCUAAGUACUACGGAUCAACAGAUUACUGCCCAUGCCAACGACAAGACGGCCCUGAAGAACUACUUCGAUACACUGAGUCUACUAAUAAAAGUAUUCUAUGACCUAUCUUGCCAGGACAUGCCGCCGCAAUUCGAAUCGAACUUGGAGCAUAUCUCGACUCUACUCCACAAGUAUUUGACAUACGAGAAUCCGCUUUUAGCAACUGACGACGAUUCGGAAGCCGGCAUCAUCGAGAUAGUCAAGGCCGACAUCUGCGAGGUUUUGCAGCUCUAUGUAACUAAGUUCGACGAUGACUUUGGCCGGUAUACGCAGGUGUUCAUUGGUAGUGCAUGGAACCUACUCUCGGCCAUCGGACCGGAAACUAAGUAUGAUAACCUUGUCAGCAAGGCAUUGCACUUCCUAACUGCCAUCGCUGCCUCCCCAACGCACUCCGCCGCGUUCAACAACGAGAACGUCCUGAACCAGGUCGUAGAGAAGGUGAUUCUACCUAAUGUGGCUUUAAGAGAAACUGAUAUCGAGUUGUUUGAAGACGAGCCCAUUGAGUUUAUCCGGCGUGAUCUCGAGGGAUCAGAUACGGAUUCUCGACGAAGAGCGGCCACAGACUUCUUAAAGCAGCUUCAAGGCAACUUCGAAGAAUUGGUCACUAGUGUUGCUGGAAGAUAUAUCAACCACUAUCUAGAGCAAGGCAAGACAAAUUGGAAGGACAAGGACACGGCUAUUUCCCUAUUCCUUGCUGUCGCGGCUAAAGGUGCCGUGACCGCGGCACACGGUGUUAGAACCGUAAAUACUCAGGUCAACGUAGUCGACUUCUUCCAACAGCACAUUGCGAAUGACCUGAUUUCGGACGCGGGUGUUGAGCCAAUCUCCAAGGUUGACGCUAUCAAAUACCUGUACACCUUCCGAAGUCAAUUGUCGAAAGAACAGUGGCAAGCAGCAUUCCCACCCCUUGUCCAAAACUUGGGCUCGUCGAACUAUGUUGUCUAUACCUACGCCGCUAUUUGCGUAGAGAGACUUCUGUUCUUGGCCGACGAUUCAGGUGUCCGCUUUUUCGGUAGGGCUGACAUUGAGGGUGUCGCGAAAGAUCUUCUAGACCACCUUUUCAAACUCGUGGAAAAGGAGAACUCGCCCGCAAAACUGCAGGAAAACGAGUUUCUCAUGCGCUGCAUUAUGCGCGUACUAAUCGUUAUGAACACUGGCAUUCUCAGCUUUGCUGAUAUGGUCCUCGACCAUUUGGUAGCAAUCACAAACAUCAUCAAGGCUAACCCGAGCAACCCCCGCUUCUAUUACUAUCACUUUGAGGCCCUAGGAGCCGUUGUAACCCACGCCUCGUCUAGCGGAACGGCGACACUUGAAGGUCGCUUAUGGGAGCCCUUCAAUCAAAUAAUCGCAGAGGAAGUGAACGAGUUUAUACCAUACAUAUUCCAGAUCUUGGCAAAGUUGUUAGAGCUAGAGCCAUCCGGAACCCUUUCCAGUAACUUCCAAGCGCUGGUGCCUCCCUUGAUGAUGCCAACGCUUUGGGAAACAAGAGGCAAUGUCCCUGCUCUUACACGAUUACUAGCCGCGAUAAUACCUAAAGCGUCCGGCUCUAUUGUCGCAGAAAACCAGGUCCAGCCAAUUCUUGGCAUUUUCCAAACCCUCCUUCGCAGCAAGAAGACGGAGCAGAACGCGUUCGACUUGCUAGAAUCUAUCGUUCUAUUCAUUCCUAGAAACGCCCUUGAGCCCUACUUCAAGGAGAUCUUAUCUCUCCUCUUCACAAAACUCCAAGGUUCUCCAUCCGAAUCGUUCAAGUUGCGAUUUGUACGAUUUUACCACCUCGUGUCGGCCAGAGUGGAUGCCGGUCUAGGUACUGAUUUCUUCGUCAGCCAGGUAGACUUGGUUCAAAACAACCUUUUCGUCCAGAUCUACCUAAGCAUCGUUCUUCCGACUUCAGAUUUGCUAAACCGCCCGGUCGAUCGCAAACUUGCCGUGAUAUCCUUCGCCAAGUCAAUGGGAGACAGUGCCGCUUUUGCCCAGCGCUACCAGAAGGGGUGGCGGUUCACAUGUGAGGCCAUGCUGAAGUUGCUGCUGAAUGCGCCCAAGGUAGCGAGCGGCGCAGGUGAUGAUGUGGUUAACGAGGCAGACGUGGACGACAUUGGUUUCGGCCUGGGUUUCACUGCCCUAAACACGUGCAAGAAGUCUAUUCAGGAUGUCUACCCCGAGAUCCAGGACGUCAAGGUUUGGGUACGCCAGUACUUGACCGAUGCAAAUGCUCGGCACAACGGAGCCGUUGCGAAGUACAUCAUGGAGAGACUUUCGGAUGAGGGUAAGGCGGCUAUGGCGAUCUACGUAGGUUAAGUUUGGGAACCGGGGUUAGGUAGGCGAAAAGUUCACGACAUGAUCACUUGGUGGAUGGUUAGGUAAGCAUACACGUCUCUGAACACUUCUGAGGUUUGAUGGAAUGUUCUCGGAGAUCUUGAUCCUAGGCGACGUCGCCAGGUAUGAUAUGGAUGAAAAGGCUUGCGGACAGCCAUAAGUAGAUAGCCAAUACAAAAAUGCAAUCGCAGAACAUUAUCA